Messenger RNA from Trichechus manatus latirostris (Florida manatee), 1237 nucleotides. It is a transcript of the gene NDUFB3, whose product is annotated as NADH:ubiquinone oxidoreductase subunit B3. NCBI's taxonomy places the organism in Eukaryota, Metazoa, Chordata, Mammalia, Sirenia, Trichechidae. The coding region runs from base 755 to 1069 and encodes 104 amino acids. Gene Ontology annotation, biological process: electron transport chain; mitochondrial respiratory chain complex I assembly. The record is from RefSeq and is a predicted model, not a curated record. Gene Ontology annotation, cellular component: mitochondrion. The transcript has 3 exons.
UUUUAAUAAUGUCUUCAAAAUUUAUGUGUAUAUAAUACUUACAGAAUAUCUAAAUAUGGAUGCUAAGUUGCAAAUUUUACAAUUGAAAAAGUAGAUUCCUGGUGGCAUAGUGGUUAAGAGCUGCAUCUGCUAACCAAAAGGUCAGCAGUUUGAUUCCACCAGGCCCUCCUUGGAAACUAUGGGGCAGUUCUACUCUUUCCUAUAGGGUCACUAUGAGUCAGAAUCGACUCAGUGGCAACGAGAUAUGCCCAAAUUGUUCAUACACUCUUUAAAAUUUUCCAAUAACUGAUUUUGAGAAUUAGUUUUGAUAUUUAAAUAAAUUAAAUUUUUUAAUUCAUAGUUACCCAGUUGCACUAACCACAUUUCAAGUACUAGUGGCUAUCAUAUUAGACAGCGCAAAUCUAGAGUACACAUAUCUAGGAGUAGAAUUCUGGUCCAUAAGAUAUUAGAAUGUUCAGCGUUUCUAGGUCAUGCCAAACAGUUUCAGAUGGUUGCACCAACUCACAUUCUCACCAUCUGGGUGUGAAAGUGGAAGGCACAUCACAAUGUUUUCCCUAAUCACGGUCUUGCAAGGUAGGUCUUAGCCUCAUGUUAUAUGAAGAAACUGAAGCUCCGAGAGAUUAAGUGACUUAUGCAGGAUUUUGCAACUAUCAAUGGUGCAUCCAGGAUUUGAUGCCAGAUAUGUGUAGCCCAAAGUCUGUACUGAAGUAGGAGAAUUCCAACUUUUUUGCUUCAGGUAUCUUUUCCUAUAAACAUGGCCUCUGGACAUGGACAUGAACAUGGCCAUGGACAUGAACAUGGCCAUCAUAAAAUGGAACUUCCAGAUUAUAAACAAUGGAAGAUAGAAGGAACACCAUUACAAACUGUCCAGGAGAAGCUGGCUGCACGAGGGCUAAGGGAUCCAUGGGGCCGCAAUGAAGCUUGGAGAUACAUGGGUGGAUUUGCAAACAAUGUUUCCUUUGUUGGUGCAAUACUGAAAGGAUUCAAAUGGGGAUUUGCUGCAUUUGUAGUAGCCGUAGGAGCUGAGUAUUUACUGGAGUCCCAGAGUAAAGAUAAGAAGCAUCACUGAAGAUAGUACCUGGAAGUAUCUUAGUGGCUUAUUAACUCUCUUAUAAAAAAUAAGAUUUCUGUAUCAUAACCUACUUGUCUGUAUGUUUGUCCAUUAAAUAAUACUAGUAAAAUAAGAAAAUUUAUGCCAAUGUCUUUUUGUCAUUCUUUAAAAAAAACAAAAAACAAA